Molecule: messenger RNA, 786 nt
Organism: Nematostella vectensis (starlet sea anemone)
Lineage: Eukaryota; Metazoa; Cnidaria; Anthozoa; Actiniaria; Edwardsiidae
Product: atrial natriuretic peptide receptor 2-like
Exons: 6
Coding region: 1-786 (261 amino acids)
Biological process (GO): protein phosphorylation; receptor guanylyl cyclase signaling pathway; cGMP biosynthetic process
Molecular function (GO): peptide receptor activity; ATP binding; guanylate cyclase activity
Source: RefSeq, a predicted model, not a curated record
AUGUCACGAGUUCUGUUCGGGAUUCCUGUGGUAAGCCGAGAGGGCUGUGAAGAGCUGUCACAAAUCUUUACCAACCACAGCAUCCCAAGAGAGGAUGAAGAGCGUUCGAUCGGUAAAAUCCCUACGGUCGCUCAAGUCACAGGUGACAGCCAGUCGAGGAAGUCUUUAGUCGCAGGGAACUCUCAAGCAGAAAUGGUGGCCGUUAAGAUAAUGCGGAAGAAGGAAAUAAGAAUCUCCAGGAAAAUUCUAAUCGAAGUCAAACAGGCGCGAGAGUUACGGCACGAGAAUAUCAACCUUUUUAUCGGCAUUUGCCUCGAAUCCCCGCAAAUCCUCAUCAUCUCAAAGUACCUCAAGCGCGGCAGUCUGCAACUGCUCCUGAAAAACGAGGACUUCAAACUGAAAGAGAUUUUUAUUCUCUCGCUAAUCAGAGACGUCGCUACGGGUAUGACGGUACUCCAAAGUAGCCCAGUACAAGUCCACGGUCGUCUCAAGUCUUCCAAUUGCCUGAUCGAUUCGCGCUGGGUAUGCAAGAUAGGAGACUGGGGCUUGGGUGAAUUGCGGUCUAGCUUGGAAAGAUUACCACAGAGGAAGAGGAGUACAACGGUAAGAGCUGACAUGCUGUGGGCGGCACCGGAGCGCAUCCACGACGGCAAACUUGACAUAGCAGGUUCCCAGAAAGGGGAUGUGUACAGCUAUGGGAUCAUCUUCCAGGAAAUCGCCACCAGAGGUUCUCCCUACUGCAUGUUUAAGGACCUCACUCCUAACGGUACAUCUAGCUUGUGUUGA